Molecule: messenger RNA, 636 nt
Organism: Lolium perenne
Lineage: Eukaryota; Viridiplantae; Streptophyta; Magnoliopsida; Poales; Poaceae
Source: RefSeq, a predicted model, not a curated record
AUGGCGGCCAUGGCGGCGCACGCCAGAGCACACGGCGGCACCAGGCCUGGCCAAGCCAAGCCCUGGCGACCACCACAGCACCCCAGCGCUGCACCACGCACCCUGGGGAGCGCCAGGAAGAAGGGCCAUGGCCUCUCCAACGCACGGCGGCGGCGGACGCCGAAGGCCCUUGCGCACUGGAGGGUCGAUGGGCGCAGCUCGCUCCCUCCCUCGUCCCCUAGCGGCGCCCUCCCCAUCGAUCUCGGCCACCUCCCGCUCCCGCAGCCCGGCCGCGCGCCUCCUUCUCCGGUGGCCGCCGCUCUCUGUCUGCGCCUCUUCCCGGCGCCGGCCGGCGAGCCCCCGCCCGAGCUCCUCCCCGUCGUCUGCUCUUGUUCCCGAGGCCGCUUGCCUCGUCCGCCUCCUCCCUAUCCUCCUCCGUUUGCCCCGCGCAGCAAGCGCCGCCUCGAGUGCGACGCCUCUACCCGAGCCCCCUGCACGCCACCUCGACCCGAGCUCCGUCCCCGCCUGGACGCCGCCAGCUCCAGCCGGCCGUCCUCUGCUCGGCCGCCACAGGGACUUCAGCGAUACGGAGCCACCGCCAAGACCCGCGUCGACCUCGCCAGGACCGUCUCCGCGCGUGUCUCUGCUCGUCCUUGA